AUGACGCGUGUGCUCCUAACCGGUGGCUCUGGUUUCAUCGCAGCACAUGUGUUGCACCUUCUCAUCCAGCGAGGGUAUAGUGUGGUGACGACGGUGCGCUCUCCAGCCAAAGCCGAGCAGAUCAGAGCUGCAUACCCAAGCGUCGGUACAGAUCGACUGGAUUUUACAAUUGUGGAAGACAUUGCCCAAGACGACGCUUUUGACGAUGCCCUCACUUCUACUCCGCCAUUCGAAGCGGUCAUUCAUACGGCAAGUCCAUUCCAUUUCAACGUCACGGAUGUUCAGCGAGACCUCCUCGAUCCUGCCAUCAUAGGUACGACGGGUCUUUUGAGGUCGAUCGUCAGGAAGGCCCCCACGGUUAAACAAGUCGUGAUCACUUCCUCUUUCGCCUCGAUCGUGAAUCCUUUUAAAGGAUCAUGGCCCGAGUACACGUAUACCGAAGAAGACUGGAAUCCGGUCACUUUGCAACAGGCGUUGGAAAGCAUCGCUAAUGGCUACCGGGCCAGUAAAACGUUUGCUGAGAGAGCAGCGUGGGAGUUUUUGCAGCAACAAGACCCGCCUCCGUUCUCUCUCACCACCUUUUGUCCACCGAUGGUAUUGGGACCCGUGAUAAGCCACCUCGGCAGCCUGGACAAUCUUAACACUAGCAACCAAAUCAUCCGUGAUCUGAUUCUGGGUAAACACAAGCGCACGAAGAUUCCCGAAAACGCCACCUUCACAUGGGUGGACGUGCGUGAUCUCGCCCUCUGCCACGUUCUGGCACUGGAGAAGCCUGGAGCGGCAGACCAACGGUUCCUGGUCGCUGCCGGCUACUUUUGCAACAGGGAGCUUGUGGAUAUCAUUAGAAAGAAACAUGAUCAACUCCGGGACCAGCUACCCACCGAGAAUAGUCCCGGUGGUAGGUAUCCGGAGGCCGGGCUGUACAAGGUCGACAGCAGUAAAGUGAGAAAGACGCUGGGCGUUACAUGGAGGAAUCUGGCCGACACCGUCACGGACACGGUGAACUCGCUACAAAAGUAUCUACAAUGA
This is a messenger RNA of Exophiala spinifera, 1029 nucleotides long. RefSeq lists its product as uncharacterized. The transcript has a single exon. The record is from RefSeq and is a predicted model, not a curated record. Bases 1 to 1029 code for a protein of 342 amino acids. Lineage: Eukaryota; Fungi; Ascomycota; Eurotiomycetes; Chaetothyriales; Herpotrichiellaceae. Gene Ontology annotation, molecular function: oxidoreductase activity, acting on the CH-OH group of donors, NAD or NADP as acceptor.